AUGUCAUCCUCUCUCCUAGCUUCUGCCACCACACAUCCUCUCCUAGCUUCCUCUCCAUCCUCUCCUCGCUAUACCACAUCCUCUCCUAGCUACGUCACAUCCUCUCCUAGCUAUGUCACAUCCUCUCCUAGCUAUGCCACAUCCUCUCCUAGCUAUGUCACACCUUCUCCUACCUAUGUCACAUCCUCUCCUAGCUAUGUCACACCUUCUCCUAGCUAUGUCACAUCCUCUCCUAGCUAUGUCACAUCCUCUUCUAGCUAUGUCACAUCCUCUACUAGCUAUUUCACAUUCUCUCCUAGCUAUGUCACAUCCUCUCCUAGCUAUGUCACAUCCUCUCCUAGCUAUACCACAUCCUCUCCUAGCUAUACCACAUCCUCUCCUAGCUAUACCACAUCCUCUCCUAGCUAUGCCACAUCAUCUCCUAGCUAUGUCACAUCCUCUCCUAACUAUGCCACACCCUCCCCUAGCAGCUUUGUCACACCCUCUCCUAGUUAUGUGUCGUCUUAUCCUAGCUAUGUCACAUCUUCUCCUAGCAUCUUGGUCACGUCUCCCAGCAACUAUGUAAUAUCUUCGCGCUACGGCACAGCCUCUCCUAGUCCCAGCAUCAUCCCAGCCUCCCCCAGCAUCGUCCCAGCCACUCCCAGCAAAGAUGUACUGAACGAUGUGGAAAUAACACAGUCUCUGGUAGAACCUAAAAUAGAACACGUACAAAAACGAAAAAGAGAAAACGGACCUGAAUUGAUUCAUGGACAAACUUAUAUUGAUGAAGACGAGAUGGACUUUGUAGAAAUGGAUCAAAUUUCAAACCCCGGGAAUAAAUUGAUCAAUCAAGGAGAGGAAUUCAGAGUUGCUAAUAAUGCAACUGGAAACGAAGGAGAAGAGAGUGAAGAGGAGAGUGAUGUGAUACUAACCUUAGAUCAAACGUCAAUAAACAAUAACCACACAGAGAUGACUCCCAUCGACCCUACUAAACCUAUGGUCCACAGAAUCUCAGACCAAGAGCCAAUCAAUGGCGGUGAAGAAGAAGCUGUUUUCUCCGUGGGAAACUUCGACUUGACUGGCUCUGAUUUCCAUUUUAGCUUCCCGUCACAGUACUUCCAAGAUUUAUUCAUCCCAUUAUUAAAGCGAAUAACGAGAGGUGGAUCCAUAUCAUCCCAAAACACAACGAAAAACAUCACGAUACCCUCAACAUCACCAACUAAGGCGUCAACAUCUAAUAGUAAUUCUGGAGACGACGCUUCCACGAGUAUAAAACACCGGAAAGGAACUAAGCCUAUCAGACUAGCCUUCCUCCGUGAGGCUGCCCGGGUGGAGCCCAUCCUAGCUGUGACCGCUCCCGCCCACACCCGUGCCAACCUCAUCGGCUCUUGUACCCGCUCUUGUGGGGGAGGCACCCGUCUCGUCACCCAGGUGUGUGUGGAUCUAAUGAGCCCGGAGAAGCAGGUGGACGAAGAGUUGUGCGAAGGUCUUCCGAACUACAAGGCGCCCUUCAACCAGUCGUGCAAUACCUUCCCCUGCCAAACCCCCGGGUAA
Messenger RNA from Homarus americanus (American lobster), 1533 nucleotides. RefSeq names its product NADPH oxidase activator-like. The record is from RefSeq and is a predicted model, not a curated record. Lineage: Eukaryota; Metazoa; Arthropoda; Malacostraca; Decapoda; Nephropidae. The coding region runs from base 1 to 1533 and encodes 510 amino acids. The transcript is spliced from 3 exons.